AAUCAAAAUAGCGCAGAAUAAAAAAGAAUACUGGAUCCGUAAAUGGGCUACAAACGAAAACCCUAGACCAAUUUUCCUCUAAUAAAAACCCUAGAACCCCUUCAAUUAAUCUCUGCUGCCUCACCUCUUCAUUCUCUCGCCACCAACGAAAACUCCAAUCCAAAAUGCCGUUCAAGAGGUACGUAGAGAUCGGAAGGGUUGCUCUUGUCAACUACGGCAAAGAGUAUGGUCGCCUUGUGAUUAUCGUUGAUGUCUUGGAUCAGAACAGAGUUCUAGUUGAUGGUCCUGAUAUGGUCAGAGGUCAAAUGAACUUGAAGAGGCUGUCUUUGACUGAUAUUAAGAUUGAUAUUGAGAAGGUGCCAAAGAAAAAGACACUAAUUGAUGCAAUGGAGGCUGCUGAUGUGAAGAACAAAUGGGAUAGCUCUUCAUGGGGUAGGAAACUUAUUGUCCAGAAAAGGAGAGCUGCACUCAAUGACUUCGACAGGUUCAAAAUCAUGUUGGCCAAGAUCAAGAAAGCUGGAGCAGUUAGGCAGGAGCUUGCAAAGUUGAAGAAGGAGGCUGCUUAAAAUGUUAGGAUUCAAGAUUUUGUUGUUUUUGGUUUUUGGCUUAGAAAAUUUUUGAGAAACUUUUGUUUAUGAACUACUUUAGUAAAGGGAUUAAUUAUCUCUGCCACCGUCCGUAUCUUGUAACCAAUCUAAAAAUUAUGCUGUUUGACGGCAUUGCUGUUAUUAUUAUUCAAUUGAACGGGUUUACACUCCA
Messenger RNA from Amaranthus tricolor (Joseph's coat), 759 nucleotides. Its product is annotated as 60S ribosomal protein L14-1-like. Gene Ontology annotation, biological process: ribosomal large subunit biogenesis; translation. The coding region runs from base 165 to 566 and encodes 133 amino acids. Gene Ontology annotation, cellular component: cytosolic large ribosomal subunit; ribosome. NCBI's taxonomy places the organism in Eukaryota, Viridiplantae, Streptophyta, Magnoliopsida, Caryophyllales, Amaranthaceae. Gene Ontology annotation, molecular function: structural constituent of ribosome; RNA binding. The record is from RefSeq and is a predicted model, not a curated record. The transcript is spliced from 5 exons.